Messenger RNA from Podarcis raffonei (Aeolian wall lizard), 3905 nucleotides. It is a transcript of the gene TRAPPC11, whose product is annotated as trafficking protein particle complex subunit 11. The transcript is spliced from 30 exons. Bases 316 to 3702 code for a protein of 1128 amino acids. The record is from RefSeq and is a predicted model, not a curated record. Lineage: Eukaryota; Metazoa; Chordata; Lepidosauria; Squamata; Lacertidae.
UGGCUCCGGGAGGGGCUGCGGAGGAAAAGCGCCGGCCAGCGGCCUCGGGCGAGCAGGGACACCGCCGAGAAGCUCGGGGAAAGUUGGGCGAAACCUUCUAGGAAGCCGCUUGGUCAUUCAUGGCUAAGCCACAAAUUUAUUUCAGGCUGCGGAGUUUGCAAAGCUAAGCCGGGUCCGGUAUGGUUUCAGAUUGGUUGGGAACCGCGUGUUGAGAUUCCUGGGUUGGACUGGAUGACCCUUGGAGUUUUUUCCAGCUCUACAAUUCUUUGAUUCCAUAUACUGCUAUUAAGAUUUCCCUGCAAACCAACCUUAACGAUGAGCCCUUCACAAUGGGAUUUUCCUGUGGAACUAUGCUGCCGUCCUAUGGCCUUCGUUACACUCACGGGUUUGGAUGUAGUGUAUAAUGCUGUUCAUCGGGCAGUUUGGGACGCCUUUUGUGCAAACAGGAGAGCGGACAGAGUACCAAUUUCUUUCAAAGUACUCCCUGGGGAUCAUGAAUAUCCUAAAUGUAGGACAAAGAGAACAACGUAUGAAUGGUACAUUCCAAAAGGAAUCUUGAAGACUGGCUGGAUGAACAAACAUCUGAACUUGGUGCCUGCACUUGUUGUGGUGUUUUAUGAACUGGACUGGGAUGAGCCACAGUGGAAAGAAAAACAGUCAGAGUGUGCUACUAGAGUUGAAAUUGUCAGGCAGAGUUUGCAGGGAAGAAACACAAAAGUUGCUGUGGUUUUGAUUCAGAAGAAAACUCCGUUACCUCCAGGAGAAGACGUUAUUGCAUCUGAAAGGGCAGCGGCUUUAUGCAAUGCUUGUGACCUCUCUGGAAAGUCACUGUUCGUUUUGCCACAUACUGAUCACCUUGUAGGUUAUAUUAUAAGGUUAGAGAAUGCCUUCUAUGAACACGCACAGACAUACUACUAUACAGAAAUCCGCAGGGUGAAAUCUCAUAAAGAAUACCUGAACAAAACAACACAUCAGCUUCUGUUUGUUAGACACCAGUUCAAAAUAGGAUUCUUCAGUGAAUUGAAGCAAGACACACAGAAUGCUCUAAAAAAUUACAGAACUGCAUAUAAUCUUGUACAUGAACUGAGAGCUCAUGAAACAAACAUAUUGGAAAUCAAGACUAUGGCAGGAUUUAUAAACUACAAGAUUUGUCGCCUUUGUUUUCAACAUAAUACACCGCUGGAUGCAAUUGCACAGUUCAGAAAACACAUAGAUUUGUGCAAGAAAAAAAUUGGGAGUGCUGAAUUGGCUUUUGAGCAUGCUGCCUGGAUGUCAAAACAAUUCCAAGCUUUUGGAGAUUUGUUUGAUGAAGCUAUUAAACUAGGACUGACAGCUAUUCAAACUCAGAAUCCUGGUUUCUAUUACCAGCAGGCAGCAUACUAUGCACAAGAACGGAAGCAAUUGGCCAAUAGUCUCUGUAAUCAUGAGUCUUCCGUAAUAUAUCCCAAUCCAGAUCCACUGGAAACUCAAACUGGAAUGCUUGACUUCUACGGACAAAGACCAUGGAGGCAGGGAAUACUAAGCUUUGAUCUCAAUGAUCCCGAAAAGGAGAAAGUGGGAAUUUUGGCGCUGCAACUGAAAGAGAGAAAGGUUCUUCACUCUGAGCUAAUAAUCACCUUGCUGAGUAAUGCAGUUGCCCAAUUCAAGAAGUACAAAUGUCCAAGAAUGAAAAGUCACUUGAUGGUUCAGAUGGGUGAAGAGUAUUACGAUACUAAAGAUUACACCAAAGCUUUGAAGCUGCUAGAUUAUGUUUUAUGUGACUAUCGUAGUGAAGGAUGGUGGACUCUUCUUACUUCUAUACUGACCACAGCUCUAAAAUGUUCCUAUCUCAUGGCGCAAAUAAAAGAUUACCUUACAUACUCAUUAGAGCUGCUGGGAAGGGCGUCUACUUUGAAAGAAGAUCAAAAGUCUCGGAUAGAAAAGAAUCUGAUCAAAGUUCUCAUGAAUGAGACUCCAGAUCCAGAACCUGAAUGUGAUACUGCUUCUGUGAAAGCUGCCCAGAAGUUGUGGACUGACCGCGUUUCUCUGGCAGGAAGUAAUAUCUUUACAAUAGAAGUGCAAGACUUUAUUCCAUUCGUGCAGUGCAAAGCCAAGUUUCUUGCUCCAAGUUUUCAUGUUGAUACACCAGUUCAGUUUGACAUAUGCUUGAAAGCUGAUUGUCCACAUCCUAUCCGGUUUUCUAAGCUGUGUGUUAGCUUCAAUAAUCAGGAAUACAACCAAUAUUGUGUGGUGGAAGAAGCCUAUCAAAAAAGUGACAUGGAACCACCCAGCCAGGGGACAUUGUGUCUUAUCCCUGGUAAGACAAAGAAGUUCACUUUCAAAUUUGUGGCAAAAACUGAGGAUGUGGGAAAGAAGAUUGAGAUCACAUCAGUGGAUUUGAUUCUGGGUGGUGAGAACGGCCGGUGUUUGAUUUUGAACUGGCAUGGAGGAGGGGGAGAUGCAGCUUCUUCUCAAGAAGCACUGCUUGCAGCUCGUUCCUUCAAAAGGAGACCUAAACUUCCAGAUAAUGAGGUUCAUUGGGAUAGCCUUGCAGUUCAGACGAGCACCAUGGUCAUUUCCAGAGUGCCAAACAUUUCUGUACAGCUAAGUCACGAACCUCCUGCCCUGACAAAUGAAAUGUACUGUUUGGUUGUGACAAUUCAGUCACACGAGAAGACUGUUGCCAAAGAUGUAAAGCUCACAGCAGGCUUAAAACCAGGUCAAGAUGCAAACCUGACUCAAAAAACUCACGUGACUCUAAAUGGAACAGAAAUGUGUGAUGAUUCCUAUCCUGCUUUGCUUACUGAUAUCCCUGUAGGAGACUUGCAACCAGGUGAAAAGCUGGAGAAGACCUUAUAUAUUCACUGUGGAACAGUUGGUGCUAGGAUGUUUCUUGUAUAUGUUUCCUACCUAGUGAGUGCGACCAUUGAGGGAAAAGAGAUUAUCUGCAAAUGUCACAGGGAUGAAACAGUUACUGUGGAGACAGUAUUUCCAUUUGAGGUAGCUGUUAAGUUUGUCUCAGCUAAGUUUGAGCAUUUAGAUAAAGUGUUUUUGGACAUCCCAUUUUUGUUGAUGACAGACAUCCUCAGUGCUUCUCCUUGGGCCCUCACUAUUGUAACCAGCCAGCUGCAGCUUUCUCCUUCCAUGAUGCCUGUGGAUCAUCUAGAAUCUUACGUGGAGAAUGUUGUUUUACAGACAGGUGAAAGUGCUAGUGAAUGUUUUUGCCUUCGCUGUCCAUCACUUCCUACUGGUCAAAGUGGAGUGGCUACUGGAAGUUACGUAAUUUCCUGGAAAAGGCGCACAGCUGAGAAGAGCAUACCUGUUGUUAAUACUGUGAUCACACUCCCCCACGUUAUUGCAGAAAGUAUCCCACUCCAUGUUAACGCAGAUUUGCCCUCGUUUGGUCGAGUCAGAGAAUCCUUACCUGUAAAAUAUCACCUGCAAAAUAAGACGAAUAUUGUUCAAGAUGUGGAAGUGUUAGUGGAACCCAGUGAAGCCUUCAUGUUUUCUGGCCUUAAGCAGAUAAGAUUGCGAAUCCUUCCUGGUACCGAACAGGAAAUGUUAUACAACUUCUAUCCUCUCAUGGCUGGAUAUCAACAGCUUCCAUCACUUAAUAUCAACCUGCUACGGUUUCCAAAUUUCACCAACCAGCUGCUUAGAAGAUUUAUACCAACACACAUAUUUGUAAAGGGAGUGACUUCCUUGACCAACGUGAACAGCUGAAGGACUCAUUGGUUUGGUUAUGGCAAUUUCUUCAAUAUUGCAUUUCACCUCUGGGACAUAUAAAAUUAUUGUAUACUACUUUAUACCACUAGAGGUCAGUAUAAACAAAGAAAUAACGGUAGUAAGAAACAUUUUGUAAAGGAAACCCUGAUUUCUGCAAAAUAAAAUAACAUAUUAAAAAGCUAAAUAAUAUAUAUUUCAAA